CGUUCUCGUCCUCCCGGAGCUGCGCAUUGGCAACUCCCCGCGCCUUCUCCGACAGCCCUUCCGCAACUGCCACCGCCCCUCGCGCAACUGAUGAGGCGGCCGCCCUGAUCGCCCCAGCUUCGCACUGGCUGGCCGCUGGUGACAUUGGCACCUUUUCCCUUCGUUUAGGACGAGAAUGAAUCCGCGCGGUUACUGUCGCGUACUCGCCAAUAAUGCGAGUCGCCGUUCCAGCGCCGUCUUGGCGUCCACAGCCCUAAGACGACAACAACCUUUGGUGUUGCAAGUACAACUUCGCCAUGCGUCGACUGGGAGUGCGCGGCCAAAGACGGCUAUCUUCUUUCCGGGCCAAGGCGUCCAGAAGGUGGGCAUGCUCACGCCCUGGAUCGAGGCAUUCCCGGUCACAGCAACGUCAAUCAUCCAGGAAAUCGACCAUAUCGUCGGGUACAAGCUGUCCGAUGUGAUACAAAAUGGACCCGGGAGGGUGCUCAACUCGACACCGAAUGCCCAGCCUGCCAUCAUGGCGACGUCGAUCCUGAUCCUCCGCAUCCUCGAAAAGGAGUUCGAUUUCAAGACGUCAGAGCGCGCCGACUUUACACUAGGUCACUCGCUCGGGGAGUUUGCGGCUCUCGUGUCAAGCGGAUUCAUCGAGUUCGAGGACAGCCUGUUCCUGGUGCAAAAGCGAGCCGAGGCCAUGGCGGCAGCCACUAAGCGUGCCGAGGCCGAGUACGGCGGCGAGUAUGGCAUGGUGGCCAUAGUGAGCGAGCCCGAGUACCUGCAGUCGCUGGUGAAUGCCAUCCACGAGUUCGUCGGCUAUAGCAGCCCCGGGAGCAAGUCGGAGAGUGCCGAGGACCGCUCGCCCAUCGAUCAAGUGCUCAUUGCCAAUAUCAACAGCAAGAACCAGAUCGUGCUGAGCGGUAAUAUCGAGCGCAUAAAGACGCUGGUCGCGCACGUUCGGCAGUUUCUGGGCCAUGACCCACGCGCGGUGCGUCUAAAAAGCGACAGUCCGUUCCACAGCCCUAUCAUGAAGCCGGCGGUGUCGGUCAUGCAGAAGGUGUUGGCGGGGACCAGCCGGGUGAAGGGGCGAGAAGGCGAGGACAUUAUUACCUGGCCCGGUACGGUGCCCUGUGUUAGCAAUGUCACCGCCAGGCCGUUCCAGAGCAAGGCCGAUGUUAAAGACCUGUUGGCGAGACAGUGUCUCGAGACGGUGAGGUGGUGGGACAGCAUAAAGUACCUCGACCAGGAACAACAAGUCAGGCGGUGGGUUGGCAUUGGCCCGGGCAAGGUCGGACGCAACCUAGUCGGCAAAGAGGUGGGUAUGAGAGGGAAGGACACCGUCAAAGGAGGCGGCGUUUGGGCAAUCACUGAUCCAACCGAGAUUGAAGAAGUCUUCAGGGGGCUGGAAGAGACCGAGUAUCUGGUCGACGAGGAGUAAUGAAGCCAUUGUGGUCUGCAAAGGUUGUGUUCUUGUAUUAGGGAUCAGAUAUCCCACCCUCCUUGUUGGGUUGCUCGCGUACAUGACAAAAACGUUGGCGCCGGCGUGUCAGUGUACCAGCACACCAUGAACCCGUCGUUGGGUAAUGAAUGGCUUAUAGGCGGUUAAUUUAUCAUUUUAGAUACAUCA
Molecule: messenger RNA, 1621 nt
Organism: Chaetomium fimeti
Lineage: Eukaryota; Fungi; Ascomycota; Sordariomycetes; Sordariales; Chaetomiaceae
Product: acyl transferase/acyl hydrolase/lysophospholipase
Exons: 2
Coding region: 176-1432 (418 amino acids)
Biological process (GO): fatty acid biosynthetic process
Cellular component (GO): mitochondrion
Molecular function (GO): [acyl-carrier-protein] S-malonyltransferase activity
Source: RefSeq, a predicted model, not a curated record